AUGCUUCCCCGUAGCAAUGACGGACCGCCAGUCAUUAUGGUCAGCCAAGUCGAGGCUGAUGAACAUCGUUCACCAGUGAAGAAGUCGACUGAGAAAUACAAGUAUGACGGUGAUGGCCUCGUACCAAUCGAAGACAAGUCUGAUGACCUGGGGAAACAACUGCGAGAAUAUAGCGUAGAAGGUAUAAAUGGCCAGUUUUGGACUGACAAGUUGCUGCGACACAUUCUGAAUAGGGAGCGGAUCAGAGCUGAACUACAACGUCCUGAACAUAACUUCAAGAAGCACCAAGUCGACAGCUACGUUGACAAAAUCCAUCCGCGAGGCAUAGCCCCCUCAGCAGACCGAAGUCCACUCGGAACGUUCCUUAAGGUCUUCGCACUCCUCGUAUUACAAGAACGCUGCGGGGAUUUCGGCCAUUUUGUAAAGGCCGGAUUCAACGACGAAAAGCUACCUAUCAGGAUUGAGAACAACAACACCGUCUAUCCUCUUAAAGGGCCUGAUGUACCCCUUGCGUGCUUCAACGGCUGGAGGACCGCGGACAAGGAAUAUUUUGAAUCGUACCAAUGGCGAAUCAACACACCAUAUUUCAGCUCAACUGAGGGCGAGCCUUUGAAAGAACUCCAGCUAGACAAGGGCACUCAAAGGCCCUGGCGCCGGUCUCUGAAAGAGCUGAGCGGCCCCCCUAUUGAGCACUCAGACAAUGCGGGAGCCUUUGGAGCUGUAACUCGAGUCGACAUCCACCCAACGUCACACUCAUAUCAGCGGCUAUUGACAGGUAUCAACUUGGACUGCACAAAGUUUGCAAUUAAAACCCUUCACAUCACGGGCCAUGACAUUGAGUCGAAAUUCAAAGAAGAGUGGGAAAUGCUCAAGCGAUUUAGCGGACAUACUCAUCCUCACUUGGUAACCGUUCUGUGUGCUUUCAGCUGCGAUGAAGAAAAAAGCUUCAUUUUUCCAAAUGCGACUUGUGACCUGAGCGAGUAUCUGGAAAAGAAUGAGCCCCCAAAACAACAGAAUGGAACACUUUGGAUAUCCAAUCAACUCGUGGGACUGAUGGGUGCCCUCGAUACUAUUCACAACCCGAGGCACCUGCACCAGGGAGUAACACAGCGCUAUGGGAGACACGGUGACAUCAAGUGCGACAACAUUCUCUGUUUCAAGAGGUCAGGGACUCAAAACGACGUGGUUCUUGUUAUCUCUGACUUCGGACUUUCAGCCUUCAACAGUGACAAGAGUCGCUCAAAUAUUCCUAACAAGAAUGUCCCCCCGGUUCCAGGAUAUCGGCCACCAGAGUGUGACAUUGAGGGAGGUACUAUAUCGAGAGCGUUUGACGUCUGGACACUCGGAUGCUUGUAUCUAGAACUCAUCACUUGGUUCUUAGGAGGAGGUAAAUACGUCGAACAAUUUAGCAAGAAGAGAACGACUAUAUUCAUAAAUGGCUCAAACAACGACAUCUUCUUUACUCUCAAAAGUGGCAAGAAGAAAGGGACAUAUGUGGCACAGGUUAAACCCGAGGUUACCGAAUGGAUUCUGCUGCUCCAUCAGCAUCCAAACUGCUCCGAGUUUUUGCACGAUGCACUGGACGUUGUUGAGCAAGAGAUGUUAGUGGUUCUGUCGGCUGAUAUCAAACGAUCUCCAUCUGGAAAGCUCCGGGAAGAAUACGAAAGGCUAUCUCAGAAAUGCAACUCAAGACCCGGCUACACACAGGGAAGACCAUGGGGAGAUGAGAAAUUGGAGAUUGCUCGCAAACGAAUGUCGGAACUCAACAUCGCUGUUGAGGCAGUCCCCAACGAGAAUGCAGAGGCACUAAUUAGAAAAUUCCCGUCGCAAUUACCAAUUCACGAGGGGAAAAUCAGGAAGUCUUUGCGAACUGCAGAAUUGGAGAAUAUUGAUAACAGGUGA
Messenger RNA from Fusarium redolens, 1902 nucleotides. RefSeq names its product kinase-like domain-containing protein. Gene Ontology annotation, biological process: peptidyl-serine phosphorylation; peptidyl-threonine phosphorylation. Bases 1 to 1902 code for a protein of 633 amino acids. The record is from RefSeq and is a predicted model, not a curated record. Lineage: Eukaryota; Fungi; Ascomycota; Sordariomycetes; Hypocreales; Nectriaceae. The transcript has 3 exons. Gene Ontology annotation, molecular function: protein serine/threonine kinase activity; ATP binding.